AGACCAGACCUCCUCCACCUCCCGCGUCUCUUCCUCGGUGUCUUCGUAACAUUCUCCCUGGCGCAUUCCAGGGGCAUUUUAUCACCAUGGGCCAAUGGCGGAAUUUCUUUGGCAAUGAGCUGAACGAGUCUCGUCGUCGGUUACAGCUCGAACGCCGGCGGCUGCUGCCCACGUACAAUGCCGAUCAAGUCGUCCAAUCGCUCCCUGCAAAGGAGGUCACCAAGGUUGCGUUGAAGCUCAAGUACCAGGUCGAACAGGUCGUUUCCUGUGAACUGUCCGCGAGUGUGAUCACCGAUCCAAACAGUCGGGUCAUCACGAAACACGUCGUCGAGACGGCGCGGGAAGCCGGUGGCGAGGAGUACCGCGCCUGCGUUCUGUAUUGCUUGCUUGUGUGUCUACGGUGGUUCAAGAUUCAGGCAAUCGCUGAGCUGUGGGAUGCCGAGCUCCAUCAAUGUCGCGCCUUGGCUUGUGAGGUAAUCGCAAAGCGAAUCAUUGAAAGUGAAGAGGAUCAAGAUUUCCUGCUCAAAGAUGCGCUUCUGAAGCGGUAUUCGAUUUUUCGCAACGGGGAAGAAACGGACCCUAUGAACGUCAUUGAACGAGCAGUUGACCUCCAUGCCUUGCGGGUUAUCGGCUCUUCCGGCUACCAGAGAUGCAUCAGGUAUCUGUGGCGCGGUUGGUAUUGCCAGGAAGAAGAGAAUCCGGCCAAUUUUGUCCCGUAUGAGCAUAAGGACAAUGUUCACUACUGGGCUCAUUUCAACCCGGAUCGAAUGCGAACCCCACUGUACCAAAAUGCGUGUCAGAUCAUCUUCUCCUUGAUUUAUCUCGUCCUAUACACUGCGGUCAUCAAUACCGUCAACCCCAGCGGAGAUUUGGAUGCUGUCGAGUGUAUUCUCUACACCAUGACACUUGCCUUCAUUUGCGACGAGGUCAGCAAACUCUGGAAGGUUGGCUGGAACUACCUCCAGUUCUGGAAUGCUUUCAACUGCACUCUCUAUGUGAUUUUGGCCCUUUCGUUUAUCCUCCGUGUCGUCGCACUGGCUCAUUCGCCUCACGCAGACGACCAUAGGAGACGGAUGUUCAACGAGCUAAGUUACAACUUCCUUGCCUUUGCGGGCCCGAUGUUCUGGAUGCGGAUGAUGCUCUACUUGGAUACUUUCCGGUUUUUUGGCGCCAUGUUUGUGGUACUGAGGGUGAUGAUGAAAGAGAGCAUCAUUUUCUUCGCACUCCUCCUUGUGGUCCUGAUCGGGUUUUUCCAGGCAUUCAUUGGGAUGGCUCAGGUCGAUGAUGAUGUGCCGAUCACAAGAAUUAUCGUCCAGGGAAUGGCCAAUUCUGUCAUGCAGAGUCCCGACUUCGACGCAUUUCAAGAUUUUGCGUUUCCAUUUGGCAUUAUCCUCUACUAUCUAUUCAACUUUGUCGUAAUGAUCGUUCUAUUGAAUAUCCUAAUUGCUCUUUACAACAGCGCGUACGAUGAUAUCUCAGGAAACGCAGACGAUGAGUACAUGGCCAUCUUCGCCCAAAAGACGAUGCAGUUUGUCCGGGCCCCUGAUGAGAAUGUUUUCAUUCCACCCUUCAAUCUCUUGGAAAUUGUCUUCCUUAUCGCUCCACUCGAGUGGUGGCUCGCGCCUAAAUACUACGCCAAGAUCAACGAGAUUAUCAUGGGCAUCAUUUAUGCCCCGAUGCUCUGCGUCACUGCAUGGAUCGAAAUGCGUGAGGCACGCCGUAUCCACCGAAACCGCAACCGCGGAGGUGCAGACGAUGACGAACCUCAGGAGUGGGAAAGCAUUGCAGAAGGAAUUGACUUCGACAUCGACGAUCAUUGGAAGGAGACCGUCGAUGAGACCAAACCAAAUAUCCAGAUGGACAACUGUACCCUCGAGGUGUUGUUGUUAAAAGAACGGGUCCACGAAUUGACCAGGUUGGUCAGGACCUUGACUGAGGGAAAAUCCGCCGAGGCUUCCACAACUGCCAAUGGUUCCAACGCAACUGGUACAGAUGCGGCGACUUGAGAAAGGGUUUGAGAAGAGUUGUCCGUCGUCUUAACAGAAUGGAAGCUUGCCGGUGGCGGGUCAUGGAAGCGCAAUGCGGGCGUAUAUUCAAUCUCUUUUCUGGUCUUUCUCCUCUCGGGGUUCCUCGAUGAACAACAACUGUUAAAGCGAAACCUUUCUUGUUUGGAGGUUUCCUCGCUCCAGUGUAUACAUUCCUACCUACGCUUUGGAUAUUGUGAAGGUGGAAAUGCUCUAUUUCCAUGCUCUAAUUUUUUUGUAUCUGUAUAAAUCAAUACUGCGGUGACGGACCAAUUUUUGGAUCUAUUCACAGGUCUCGAUUAUUAUUAAUUGUCCAAUCAUUCUCUAAG
Molecule: messenger RNA, 2353 nt
Organism: Penicilliopsis zonata CBS 506.65
Lineage: Eukaryota; Fungi; Ascomycota; Eurotiomycetes; Eurotiales; Aspergillaceae
Exons: 5
Coding region: 87-2006 (639 amino acids)
Source: RefSeq, a predicted model, not a curated record